This is a messenger RNA of Cetraspora pellucida, 153 nucleotides long. The record is from the annotation of a GenBank genome assembly. Lineage: Eukaryota; Fungi; Glomeromycota; Glomeromycetes; Diversisporales; Gigasporaceae.
AUGCAAAGGAUAACUUAUAUAAAUAAACAUAUGACUCAUAUUAUAGGGUCAAACGGUAAUAAUUCAUACCAAUACAAUGAUGUUCCCCAGAAUUUGGGUACAUUAAAUUUGUCUAUUGAGUUUAUGACUAUACAUCGUUUACAUAGAAGAUGA